Messenger RNA from Suillus plorans, 1872 nucleotides. RefSeq names its product WD40-repeat-containing domain protein. Gene Ontology annotation, molecular function: protein binding. NCBI's taxonomy places the organism in Eukaryota, Fungi, Basidiomycota, Agaricomycetes, Boletales, Suillaceae. The transcript is spliced from 6 exons. Bases 1 to 1872 code for a protein of 623 amino acids. The record is from RefSeq and is a predicted model, not a curated record. Gene Ontology annotation, biological process: protein import into peroxisome matrix. Gene Ontology annotation, cellular component: cytosol; peroxisomal matrix.
AUGAAUCCUGCUCGACCACCUCCUGCUGUGCUGCAGACGCCAGGAUUUGCCCAUUACUCUGUGGCAUGGUCCCCUUUUCACAAUUCUCGCAUCGCACUUGCUUCAGCUGCCAAUUUUGGUCUUGUGGGUAAUGGUCGCCUGCACAUGGUAUCGCUAAUUCCAGGAGUCGGUGGCUCGUCUGCGGUGAAACUUGAUAAACAAUACGAGACCCAGGAUGGAAUAUACGACGUUGCAUGGUCAGAGAUUCACGAGAAUCAACUGGUUACAGGCUCAGGAGAUGGAACGCUGAAACUAUGGGACAUAUUGCUGAAUGACUUUCCAAUACGCUCUUGGCAUGAGCACAGUCGUGAAGUUUUCUCCGUCGAUUGGUCGAAUAUCAAGAAAGACACGUUUGCGUCCUCCUCGUGGGAUGGAAAUGUCAAACUGUGGACACCAGAAUUACCUCGUUCAGUGACAACACUGCAUGCACACCUGUCAUGCGUGUACCAAGCUCUCUUCUCUCCUCAUCAACCAGAUAUCCUUGCCACAUGUUCGACGGAUGGAACUAUGAAAAUAUUCGAUCUUCGUUCCCCCGCUUAUGCCACCGGCCCCGCCACAAAUUCCUUCACACACCCCUUAUCUAAUGCAGUCCUGACCGUCCCUGCAUCUGGCACUGAGUUGCUUUCCCUUGAUUGGAAUAAGUAUCGACCUUUUGUGCUGGCAACCACUGGCGUUGACAAGAUGGUGAAGGUGUGGGAUUGUCGGAUGAUUCAGAGCGCCAACCUGAGUGCUCAGACAAUUGGUGGCGUUUGCGAGGUCCAGCUUCCAGGUCAUGAAUAUGCAGUGCGAAAGGUCCAAUGGAGUCCUCACCACCCAGACAUUUUGGCCACAGCCAGCUAUGACAUGACAUGUAGGAUAUGGUCGUCUAACCCAUCCGCAGGGGGAUCCAGUCUCCUUCAGGUCCAUGAUCCUCAUACGGAGUUUGCGGCUGGUUGUAGUUGGUCCCUCUAUGAUGAAGGGUUAAUUGCAAGCUGGUGUUAUUCGCGUAAUACUAGAGUCUGCCAGGAUAUCAUAGAGGAUGAUCCUGAGGAUAUCAUGUCUGCUUCUCUCCAUACUCUUUACGACUAUGCCCCAAUCUCCCACUCAACCCCCGGAUCGAUAUUUACUUACACGAUAAAACGUAACGGAGGAAACUCAGCACUAAGACAGAUCACCCUUCAGGUACCAGACACGCAAGCAAGCAACUGGUCUUUGCAUGCUUCAUCCAUCUGGCAAGCCUCCCUUCACAUUGCAGAUCACAUCGAAUAUCUGCAGCUGGAUCGCUUCAGCGAUCGAAAAGUAUUGCGUGUCUUGGAGCUUGGAGCUAGUGCUGGGUUGCCUUCGAUCAUGAUCGCACGGACUACGCCAAAUGCUGUUGUUGUUGCCAGUGAUUAUCCGGACGAAAACCUCAUACGCACACUAUCUGAUAACGUUCGCCGCAAUCAUGCCUCAGAACGUUGCUGGACUGUCCCUUACGCUUGGGGCAAUGAUACAUCCCCACUCCUCAUGCCUGCCCAGCAGAACCCUGAAGGUUCUACUCUCUUUGAUAUAAUCGUCGCAGCUGAUACGCUGUGGAAUCCUGAGACCCACGUUCAGUUUAUCAACACGCUUUGCAUGUGUCUCAAUCACACCCCAGACGCUCGUGUACAUCUUGUCGCUGGUCUACACACAGGAAGAUACACCCUUCAAUCUUUCAUGAAUGCUGUUGUGAUGCACAAACUUCAAGUAGAAAGAGUGGUGGAGAGGGAAGUUAUGGAUGGCGUUCAAAGGCCAUGGGAUGUUACGCGCGCUGAGAGUGAGGAUGAAAGGGAGAGACGAAAGUGGGUAGUCUGGAUGGUCUUGAGAUGGGCAUGA